Messenger RNA from Centropristis striata (black sea bass), 1951 nucleotides. Its product is annotated as interferon gamma-like. NCBI's taxonomy places the organism in Eukaryota, Metazoa, Chordata, Actinopteri, Perciformes, Serranidae. Gene Ontology annotation, molecular function: type II interferon receptor binding. The coding region runs from base 758 to 1378 and encodes 206 amino acids. The record is from RefSeq and is a predicted model, not a curated record. Gene Ontology annotation, biological process: immune response. The transcript is spliced from 4 exons. Gene Ontology annotation, cellular component: extracellular region.
GAAUAAAAAUCAAAUGGGCUACUCAAGUCAGCAGAAUUACAGAAACUCUUCUGGUUUAAUUGUUGGUGUGAAGUUGCAGCUCGAGUCGAGGAAGAAACCGUGAAACUUCGGAGCGGAUGCAAAUGAAUCAGCGUAGUAAUGUAAUGGAAUUCAUGCAUGUAAUCAAUAAUCUGUAGUGGAAUCUGUUAAUAAAAGUUGUCAGGUUGUGUUUUAAUCAACUUUACUGGCUUCAUGAACCCCCGUCAGAAACCUUUCCCACCACAGGUGUAAUAAAUUGCUCAGUGAUGGUUUCCAUUCUGCUGGAUCGACGAAUUUCCAGCGAAGUCUACGGCGUCACUGCGGCGUUUUACAGAGUCGGAGCGUCUGCACGCUGCAGGCCUCCAGCACACAGCAUUCCAGUUCUCAUUCCCAGUCAGAUUUACAAUAAUUGCAUGAAAAAGUUCCCUGUGAGUUUGUGCGUUUGUGCAGCAGACGUUGAUGUGUGUGUGGGACCCCUCACCCACUUCUAUGAAGUUUGGUGAUUUAAAGGAAACUGCACGACCACAGUUUUCACACCUAGAUCAUCGCUGCACACACACACACACACACUCUCUCUCUCGCUGCGAGUUAUAAAUAAAAGCUUUCACGACAAGUCAAACAGUUUGAGAGAACCUGAGGACAGGAGACACAGUCUGACUGACACUGAACCAGGAGCCCGACGACACCUCCAACUACUGAAAACUACUGAGAAACUACUGAAAAACGAGUGAAUAAGACGAUGGGCGCCGCAGCGAAGGCCGUGCUGUGUCUGUGUGUGUGUGUGUGUCUGUCGGCGUGGCCGGUCCGAGGGUCUCACAUCCCCGCCGAGAUGAACAAAACCAUCCAGAACCUGCUGCAGCACUAUAAAAUAACAAACGCAGAGAGAUUUGACGGGAAACCCGUCUUCAACAAAGAUCCACUGUCAACAAAGAUGGAGGGCAAGGUGUUGUUUAUGAGCGUGGUUUUGGAGGUGUAUGAAAAGCUGAUCGACCACAUGUUGAAGCAGCUGCCGAGUGCCCAGAACACGACCGACACAUCGAACGAUACCCCCGCCCCCGCCGCCGCCGCCGCCGCCGCAAAAGCCGAAAAAGGCAACGAAGUCAGGACGCAGCUGAAGUACCUGAAGGGAAAGAUCUCUCAGCUGAAGACGAAUCGCUACCAGGAGCAGGAGAAGUUUCUGCAGGAGAUGAAGUCUCUCAAACACAUCCAGAUGGACAAUCGUGUGAUCCAGAGCAAAGCCCUCGGGGAGCUGCCGUGGCUGUACGAGGAGGCCAGCGUCUUGUUCGAGGAAAUCAAGCUGGAGAGGAGGAGGCGCCGGCGGCGGCAAGCACGCAGGGGCAAAACUCACCCGAGAGCCUGAACGGGCAUUAAAGUGCCAAAUUAAAAAAUAACAUCAGAAAUGUUUCAAAACCAAAAAAAUAUCCAAAUUCAAACCAAUGUGCCAACGUUUAGUUUGUUGUUCUUUUAGGGGUUAUUAAAACAAGUAUUUAUAAAUAAAUAUAUAUUUAUUGUAGUGACAGUGAACCAGCUGCCUAUGCCUAAUUAAUGUUAUAAUUUUGUAAAAUGAUUAUAUUUUUACUUGAAAGAAGCCUGGCGGUUUGAACCUGUGAAAUGUUUAUAACUAAUUAUAUUUGACAUUUGUCACUUUGUCACAAUCACAAUAUCAACCAAUUAUCACCUGGAAAUACUUGAUUUCAUCAUAGAGAUAAUUAUAUUGUAUUUAGUUCAAUACUGACAAAUGUACGGAAAUAUUUAAUACUGAAAAUGAAGAUUCAGGUCGUAGAAAUAAUGCACUCUUUAGUGAUUUUUGUAUUUUACUGACUUUUUCUAUAUUUAUUUUUGUAUUUAAGAUGUUUAUUUAACAAUCCUACUUAUUGUUGAUUAUUUAUUAAUUGUAUUUAUUGAUUGGCACCUGCAGACGAAUGCAACUGAA